UCAAUCGUCUUCCGCCACGUCUACAACAUCCAGUGCUACAAGCACAAGCCACGACACGUCGGAAGGUCAUACUACCGUAUCGCAGACCACGGGGCAUCCGUCCACGGCCACAACAUACGGCAUGAAAACGACCACAAGCAGCCAAGGAACUUCAGUGCCAACGACAACGCCUGAAGAAUCUACAUCGACAGAUCAAAGUAGCACUACACAAAGAACCACCUUUCGUACAGUUCCGGCAACCACUGACCGAAGCACUGUGACAUCGACUCCUGGUGAGACGACAGUGGCUACUACAUCUGCAGAACAGACAAGCACGAUUGGAUUAUCCUCUGCAGCUUCUUCGACAGAACGUGCUGAAAGUACACUUUUCAGCACUUCUGCGGGAUUUUCAACUGCGCAGUCGACAGGAUAUUCUUCAACAGGCACCACCGUUGAACUAAGUUCCAUUACCAGCAGGUCAAGAACGUCCGUCCAUUCGACAACGUUUUCUGAAUCUACACCGGUGGACCAAAGUACGACCGCGCAAAGAACAACAGUUCCUACACUGCCUAUGACGACAGAACAAAGCACUUUGACGUCAACCUUGGCAGGGACCACCGUGGCUAGUACAACAACGAAGCAAGCUAGCACAUUUGGAUCGUCUUCGGUCACACCUUCAACUGAAAUUGCUGCAAGCACACUUGUCAGCACAUCUACGGGUCAUUCAACUGGCCGACAGUCUACAGAACAAUCUUCAGCAAGCACAACGGUAGUCCAAAGCACGACCGCGGAAAGAACCACAGUUCCGACACUGCCGGUAACAACUGAGCAAAGCACGUUGGCCUCAACCCUUGCAGAGACCACUUCGGCUACUACAACAACGGAGAGGGCUAGCACAUUUCAAUCGUCUUCCGCCACGUCUACAACAGCCAGUGCUACAAGCACAAGCCACGACACGUCGGCAGGUCAUACUACCGUAUCGCAGACCACGGGGCAUCCGUCCACGGCCACAACAUACGGCAUGAAAACGACCACAAGCAGCCAAGGAACUUCAGUGCCAACGACAACGCCUGAAGAAUCUACAUCGACAGAUCAAAGUAGCACUACACAAAGAACCACCUUUCGUACACUUCCGGCAACCACUGAGCGAAGCACUGUGACAUCGACUCCUGGUGAGACGACAGUGGCUACUACAUCUGCAGAACAGACAAGCACGAUUGGAUUGUCCUCUGCAGCUUCUUCGACAGAACGUGCUGAAAGUACACUUUUCAGCACUUCUGCGGGAUUUUCAACUGCGCAGUCGACAGGAUAUUCUUCAACAGGCACCACCGUUGAACUAAGUUCCAUUACCAGCAGGUCAAGAACGUCCGUCCAUUCGACAACGUUUUCUGAAUCUACACCGGUGGACCAAAGUACGACCGCGCAAAGAACAACAGUUCCUACACUGCCUAUGACGACAGAACAAAGCACUUUGACGUCAACCUUGGCAGGGACCACCGUGGCUAGUACAACAACGAAGCAAGCUAGCACAUUUGGAUCGUCUUCGGUCACACCUUCAACUGAAAUUGCUGCAAGCACACUUGUCAGCACAUCUACGGGUCAUUCAACUGGCCGACAGUCUACAGAACAAUCUUCAGCAAGCACAACGGUAGUCCAAAGCACGACCGCGGAAAGAACCACAGUUCCGACACUGCCGGUAACAACUGAGCAAAGCACGUUGGCCUCAACCCUUGCAGAGACCACUUCGGCAACUACAACAACGGAGAGGGCUAGCACAUUUCAAUCGUCUUCCGCCACGUCUACAACAGCCAGUGCUACAAGCACAAGCCACGACACGUCGAAAGGUCAUACUACCGUAUCGCAGACCACGGGGCAUCCGUCCACGGCCACAACAUACGGCGUGAAAACGACCACAAGCAGCCAAGGAACUUCAGUGCCAACGACAACGCCUGCAGAAUAUACAUCGACAGAUCAAAGUAGCACUACACAAAGAACCACCUUUCGUACAGUGCCGGCAACCACUGAGCGAAGCACUGUGACAUCGACUCCUGGUGAGACGACAGUGGCUACUACAUCUGCAGAACAGACAAGCACGAUUGGAUUGUCCUCUGCAGCUUCUUCGACAGAACGUGCUGAAAGUACACUUUUCAGCACUUCUGCGGGAUUUUCAACUGCGCAGUCGACAGGAUAUUCUUCAACAGGCACCACCGUUGAACUAAGUUCCAUUACCAGCAGGUCAAGAACGUCCGUCCAUUCGACAACGUUUUCUGAAUCUACACCGGUGGACCAAAGUACGACCGCGCAAAGAACAACAGUUCCUACACUGCCUAUGACGACAGAACAAAGCACUUUGACGUCAACCUUGGCAGGGACCACCGUGGCUAGUACAACAACGAAGCAAGCUAGCACAUUUGGAUCGUCUUCGGUCACACCUUCAACUGAAAUUGCUGCAAGCACACUUGUCAGCACAUCUACGGGUCAUUCAACUGGCCGACAGUCUACAGAACAAUCUUCAGCAAGCACAACGGUAGUCCAAAGCACGACCGCGGAAAGAACCACAGUUCCGACACUGCCGGUAACAACUGAGCAAAGCACGUUGGCCUCAACCCUUGCAGAGACCACUUCGGCUACUACAACAACGGAGAGGGCUAGCACAUUUCAAUCGUCUUCCGCCACGUCUACAACAGCCAGUGCUACAAGCACAAGCCACGACACGUCGGCAGGUCAUACUACCGUAUCGCAGACCACGGGGCAUCCGUCCACGGCCACAACAUACGGCAUGAAAACGACCACAAGCAGCCAAGGAACUUCAGUGCCAACGACAACGCCUGAAGAAUCUACAUCGACAGAUCAAAGUAGCACUACACAAAGAACCACCUUUCGUACACUUCCGGCAAGCACUGACCGAAGCACUGUGACAUCGACUCCUGGUGAGACGACAGUGGCUACUACAUCUGCAGAACAGACAAGCACGAUUGGAUUGUCCUCUGCAGCUUCUUCGACAGAACGUGCUGAAAGUACACUUUUCAGCACUUCUGCGGGAUUUUCAACUGCGCAGUCGACAGGAUAUUCUUCAACAGGCACCACCGUUGAACUAAGUUCCAUUACCAGCAGGUCAAGAACGUCCGUCCAAUCGACAACGUUUUCUGAAUCUACACCGGUGGACCAAAGUACGACCGCGCAAAGAACAACAGUUCCUACACUGCCUAUGACGACAGAACAAAGCACUUUGACGUCAACCUUGGCAGGGACCACCGUGGCUAGUACAACAACGAAGCAAGCUAGCACAUUUGGAUCGUCUUCGGUCACACCUUCAACUGAAAUUGCUGCAAGCACACUUGUCAGCACAUCUACGGGUCAUUCAACUGGCCGACAGUCUACAGAACAAUCUUCAGCAAGCACAACGGUAGUCCAAAGCACGACCGCGGAAAGAACCACAGUUCCGACACUGCCGGUAACAACUGAGCAAAGCACGUUGGCCUCAACCCUUGCAGAGACCACGUCGGCAACUACAACAACGGAGAGGGCUAGCACAUUUCAAUCGUCUUCCGCCACGUCUACAACAUCCAGUGCUACAAGCACAAGCCACGACACGUCGGAAGGUCAUACUACCGUAUCGCAGACCACGGGGCAUCCGUCCACGGCCACAACAUACGGCAUGAAAACGACCACAAGCAGCCAAGGAACUUCAGUGCCAACGACAACGCCUGAAGAAUCUACAUCGACAGAUCAAAGUAGCACUACACAAAGAACCACCUUUCGUACACUUCCGGCAACCACUGACCGAAGCACUGUGACAUCGACUCCUGGUGAGACGACAGUGGCUACUACAUCUGCAGAACAGACAAGCACGAUUGGAUUGUCCUCUGCAGCUUCUUCGACAGAACGUGCUGAAAGUACACUUUUCAGCACUUCUGCGGGAUUUUCAACUGCGCAGUCGACAGGAUAUUCUUCAACAGGCACCACCGUUGAACUAAGUUCCAUUACCAGCAGGUCAAGAACGUCCGUCCAUUCGACAACGUUUUCUGAAUCUACACCGGUGGACCAAAGUACGACCGCGCAAAGAACAACAGUUCCUACGCUGCCUAUGACGACAGAACAAAGCACUUUGACGUCAACCUUGGCAGGGACCACCGUGGCUAGUACAACAACGAAGCAAGCUAGCACAUUUGGAUCGUCUUCGGUCACACCUUCAACUGAAAUUGCUGCAAGCACACUUGUCAGCACAUCUACGGGUCAUUCAACUGGCCGACAGUCUACAGAACAAUCUUCAGCAAGCACAACGGUAGUCCAAAGCACGACCGCGGAAAGAACCACAGUUCCGACACUGCCGGUAACAACUGAGCAAAGCACGUUGGCCUCAACCCUUGCAGAGACCACUUCGGCUACUACAACAACGGAGAGGGCUAGCACAUUUCAAUCGUCUUCCGCCACGUCUACAACAGCCAGUGCUACAAGCACAAGCCACGACACGUCGGCAGGUCAUACUACCGUAUCGCAGACCACGGGGCAUCCGUCCACGGCCACAACAUACGGCAUGAAAACGACCACAAGCAGCCAAGGAACUUCAGUGCCAACGACAACGCCUGAAGAAUCUACAUCGACAGAUCAAAGUAGCACUACACAAAGAACCACCUUUCGUACACUUCCGGCAACCACUGACCGAAGCACUGUGACAUCGACUCCUGGUGAGACGACAGUGGCUACUACAUCUGCAGAACAGACAAGCACGAUUGGAUUGUCCUCUGCAGCUUCUUCGACAGAACGUGCUGAAAGUACACUUUUCAGCACUUCUGCGGGAUUUUCAACUGCGCAGUCGACAGGAUAUUCUUCAACAGGCACCACCGUUGAACUAAGUUCCAUUACCAGCAGGUCAAGAACGUCCGUCCAUUCGACAACGUUUUCUGAAUCUACACCGGUGGACCAAAGUACGACCGCGCAAAGAACAACAGUUCCUACACUGCCUAUGACGACAGAACAAAGCACUUUGACGUCAACCUUGGCAGGGACCACCGUGGCUAGUACAACAACGAAGCAAGCUAGCACAUUUGGAUCGUCUUCGGUCACACCUUCAACUGAAAUUGCUGCAAGCACACUUGUCAGCACAUCUACGGGUCAUUCAACUGGCCGACAGUCUACAGAACAAUCUUCAGCAAGCACAACGGUAGUCCAAAGCACGACCGCGGAAAGAACCACAGUUCCGACACUGCCGGUAACAACUGAGCAAAGCACGUUGGCCUCAACCCUUGCAGAGACCACUUCGGCUACUACAACAACGGAGAGGGCUAGCACAUUUCAAUCGUCUUCCGCCACGUCUACAACAGCCAGUGCUACAAGCACAAGCCACGACACGUCGGCAGGUCAUACUACCGUAUCGCAGACCACGGGGCAUCCGUCCACGGCCACAACAUACGGCAUGAAAACGACCACAAGCAGCCAAGGAACUUCAGUGCCAACGACAACGCCUGAAGAAUCUACAUCGACAGAUCAAAGUAGCACUACACAAAGAACCACCUUUCGUACACUUCCGGCAACCACUGACCGAAGCACUGUGACAUCGACUCCUGGUGAGACGACAGUGGCUACUACAUCUGCAGAACCUUCUUCGACAGAAAGUGCUGAAAGUACACUUGUCAGCACUUCUGAAGGGUUUUCAACUGCGCAGUCGACAGGAUAUUCCUCAACAGGCACCACCGUUGAACUAAGUUCCAUUACCAGCAGGUCAAGAACGUCCGUCCAUUCGACAACGUUUUCUGAAUCUACACCGGUGGACCAAAGUACGACCGCGCAAAGAACAACAGUUCCUACACUGCCUAUGACGACAGAACAAAGCACUUUGACGUCAACCUUGGCAGGGACCACCGUGGCUAGUACAACAACGAAGCAAGCUAGCACAUUUGGAUCGUCUUCGGUCACACCUUCAACUGAAAUUGCUGCAAGCACACUUGUCAGCACAUCUACGGGUCAUUCAACUGGCCGACAGUCUACAGAACAAUCUUCAGCAAGCACAACGGUAGUCCAAAGCACGACCGCGGAAAGAACCACAGUUCCGACACUGCCAGUAACAACUGAGCAAAGCACGUUGGCCUCAACCCUUGCAGAGACCACUUCGGCUACUACAACAACGGAGAGGGCUAGCACAUUUCAAUCGUCUUCCGCCACGUCUACAACAGCCAGUGCUACAAGCACAAGCCACGACACGUCGGAAGGUCAUACUACCGUAUCGCAGACCAUGGGGCAUCCGUCCACGGCCACAACAUACGGCAUGAAAACGACCACAAGCAGCCAAGGAACUUCAGUGCCAACGACAACGCCUGAAGAAUCUACAUCGACAGAUCAAAGUAGCACUACACAAAGAACCACCUUUCGUACACUUCCGGCAACCACUGAGCGAAGCACUGUGACAUCGACUCCUGGUGAGACGACAGUGGCUACUACAUCUGCAGAACAGACAAGCACGAUUGGAUUGUCCUCUGCAGCUUCUUCGACAGAACGUGCUGAAAGUACACUUUUCAGCACUUCUGCGGGAUUUUCAACUGCGCAGUCGACAGGAUAUUCUUCAACAGGCACCACCGUUGAACUAAGUUCCAUUACCAGCAGGUCAAGAACGUCCGUCCAUUCGACAACGUUUUCUGAAUCUACACCGGUGGACCAAAGUACGACCGCGCAAAGAACAACAGUUCCUACACUGCCUAUGACGACAGAACAAAGCACUUUGACGUCAAGCUUGGCAGGGACCACCGUGGCUAGUACAACAACGAAGCAAGCUAGCACAUUUGGAUCGUCUUCGGUCACACCUUCAACUGAAAUUGCUGCAAGCACACUUGUCAGCACAUCUACGGGUCAUUCAACUGGCCGACAGUCUACAGAACAAUCUUCAGCAAGCACAACGGUAGUCCAAAGCACGACCGCGGAAAGAACCACAGUUCCGACACUGCCGGUAACAACUGAGCAAAGCACGUUGGCCUCAACCCUUGCAGAGACCACUUCGGCUACUACAACAACGGAGAGGGCUAGCACAUUUCAAUCGUCAUCCGCCACGUCUACAACAGCCAGUGCUACAAGCACAAGCCACGACACGUCGGCAGGUCAUACUACCGUAUCGCAGACCACGGGGCAUCCGUCCACGGCCACAACAUACGGCAUGAAAACGACCACAAGCAGCCAAGGAACUUCAGUGCCAACGACAACGCCUGAAGAAUCUACAUCGACAGAUCAAAGUAGCACUACACAAAGAACCACCUUUCGUACACUUCCGGCAACCACUGACCGAAGCACUGUGACAUCGACUCCUGGUGAGACGACAGUGGCUACUACAUCUGCAGAACAGACAAGCACGAUUGGAUUAUCCUCUGCAGCUUCUUCGACAGAACGUGCUGAAAGUACACUUUUCAGCACUUCUGCGGGAUUUUCAACUGCGCAGUCGACAGGAUAUUCUUCAACAGGCACCACCGUUGAACUAAGUUCCAUUACCAGCAGGUCAAGAACGUCCGUCCAUUCGACAACGUUUUCUGAAUCUACACCGGUGGACCAAAGUACGACCGCGCAAAGAACAACAGUUCCUACACUGCCUAUGACGACAGAACAAAGCACUUUGACGUCAACCUUGGCAGGGACCACCGUGGCUAGUACAACAACGAAGCAAGCUAGCACAUUUGGAUCGUCUUCGGUCACACCUUCAACUGAAAUUGCUGCAAGCACACUUGUCAGCACAUCUACGGGUCAUUCAACUGGCCGACAGUCUACAGAACAAUCUUCAGCAAGCACAACGGUAGUCCAAAGCACGACCGCGGAAAGAACCACAGUUCCGACACUGCCGGUAACAACUGAGCAAAGCACGUUGGCCUCAACCCUUGCAGAGACCACUUCGGCUACUACAACAACGGAGAGGGCUAGCACAUUUCAAUCGUCUUCCGCCACGUCUACAACAGCCAGUGCUACAAGCACAAGCCACGACACGUCGGCAGGUCAUACUACCGUAUCGCAGACCACGGGGCAUCCGUCCACGGCCACAACAUACGGCAUGAAAACGACCACAAGCAGCCAAGGAACUUCAGUGCCAACGACAACGCCUGAAGAAUCUACAUCGACAGAUCAAAGUAGCACUACACAAAGAACCACCUUUCGUACACUUCCGGCAACCACUGACCGAAGCACUGUGACAUCGACUCCUGGUGAGACGACAGUGGCUACUACAUCUGCAGAACAGACAAGCACGAUUGGAUUGUCCUCUGCAGCUUCUUCGACAGAACGUGCUGAAAGUACACUUUUCAGCACUUCUGCGGGAUUUUCAACUGCGCAGUCGACAGGAUAUUCUUCAACAGGCACCACCGUUGAACUAAGUUCCAUUACCAGCAGGUCAAGAACGUCCGUCCAUUCGACAACGUUUUCUGAAUCUACACCGGUGGACCAAAGUACGACCGCGCAAAGAACAACAGUUCCUACGCUGCCUAUGACGACAGAACAAAGCACUUUGACGUCAACCUUGGCAGGGACCACCGUGGCUAGUACAACAACGAAGCAAGCUAGCACAUUUGGAUCGUCUUCGGUCACACCUUCAACUGAAAUUGCUGCAAGCACACUUGUCAGCACAUCUACGGGUCAUUCAACUGGCCGACAGUCUACAGAACAAUCUUCAGCAAGCACAACGGUAGUUCAAAGCACGACCGCGGAAAGAACCACAGUUCCGACACUGCCGGUAACAACUGAGCAAAGCACGUUGGCCUCAACCCUUGCAGAGACCACUUCGGCUACUACAACAACGGAGAGGGCUAGCACAUUUCAAUCGUCAUCCGCCACGUCUACAACAGCCAGUGCUACAAGCACAAGCCACGACACGUCGGCAGGUCAUACUACCGUAUCGCAGACCACGGGGCAUCCGUCCACGGCCACAACAUACGGCAUGAAAACGACCACAAGCAGCCAAGGAACUUCAGUGCCAACGACAACGCCUGAAGAAUCUACAUCGACAGAUCAAAGUAGCACUACACAAAGAACCACCUUUCGUACACUUCCGGCAACCACUGACCGAAGCACUGUGACAUCGACUCCUGGUGAGACGACAGUGGCUACUACAUCUGCAGAACAGACAAGCACGAUUGGAUUAUCCUCUGCAGCUUCUUCGACAGAACGUGCUGAAAGUACACUUUUCAGCACUUCUGCGGGAUUUUCAACUGCGCAGUCGACAGGAUAUUCUUCAACAGGCACCACCGUUGAACUAAGUUCCAUUACCAGCAGGUCAAGAACGUCCGUCCAUUCGACAACGUUUUCUGAAUCUACACCGGUGGACCAAAGUACGACCGCGCAAAGAACAACAGUUCCUACACUGCCUAUGACGACAGAACAAAGCACUUUGACGUCAACCUUGGCAGGGACCACCGUGGCUAGUACAACAACGAAGCAAGCUAGCACAUUUGGAUCGUCUUCGGUCACACCUUCAACUGAAAUUGCUGCAAGCACACUUGUCAGCACAUCUACGGGUCAUUCAACUGGCCGACAGUCUACAGAACAAUCUUCAGCAAGCACAACGGUAGUCCAAAGCACGACCGCGGAAAGAACCACAGUUCCGACACUGCCGGUAACAACUGAGCAAAGCACGUUGGCCUCAACCCUUGCAGAGACCACUUCGGCUACUACAACAACGGAGAGGGCUAGCACAUUUCAAUCGUCUUCCGCCACGUCUACAACAGCCAGUGCUACAAGCACAAGCCACGACACGUCGGCAGGUCAUACUACCGUAUCGCAGACCACGGGGCAUCCGUCCACGGCCACAACAUACGGCAUGAAAACGACCACAAGCAGCCAAGGAACUUCAGUGCCAACGACAACGCCUGAAGAAUCUACAUCGACAGAUCAAAGUAGCACUACACAAAGAACCACCUUUCGUACACUUCCGGCAACCACUGACCGAAGCACUGUGACAUCGACUCCUGGUGAGACGACAGUGGCUACUACAUCUGCAGAACAGACAAGCACGAUUGGAUUGUCCUCUGCAGCUUCUUCGACAGAACGUGCUGAAAGUACACUUUUCAGCACUUCUGCGGGAUUUUCAACUGCGCAGUCGACAGGAUAUUCUUCAACAGGCACCACCGUUGAACUAAGUUCCAUUACCAGCAGGUCAAGAACGUCCGUCCAUUCGACAACGUUUUCUGAAUCUACACCGGUGGACCAAAGUACGACCGCGCAAAGAACAACAGUUCCUACACUGCCUAUGACGACAGAACAAAGCACUUUGACGUCAACCUUGGCAGGGACCACCGUGGCUAGUACAACAACGAAGCAAGCUAGCACAUUUGGAUCGUCUUCGGUCACACCUUCAACUGAAAUUGCUGCAAGCACACUUGUCAGCACAUCUACGGGUCAUUCAACUGGCCGACAGUCUACAGAACAAUCUUCAGCAAGCACAACGGUAGUCCAAAGCACGACCGCGGAAAGAACCACAGUUCCGACACUGCCGGUAACAACUGAGCAAAGCACGUUGGCCUCAACCCUUGCAGAGACCACUUCGGCUACUACAACAACGGAGAGGGCUAGCACAUUUCAAUCGUCUUCCGCCACGUCUACAACAGCCAGUGCUACAAGCACAAGCCACGACACGUCGGAAGGUCAUACUACCGUAUCGCAGACCAUGUCAGUGCCAACGACAACGCCGGAAGAAUCUACUUCGACAGAUCAAAGUAGCACUACACAAAGAACCACCUUUCGUACAGUUCCGGCAACCAGUGAGCGAAGCACUGUGACAUCGACUCCUGGUGAGACGACAGUGGCUACUACAUCUGCAGAACAGACAAGCACGAUUGGAUUGUCCUCUGCAGCUUCUUCGACAGAAAGUGCUGAAAGUACACUUGUCAGCACUUCUGAAGGGUUUUCAACUGCGCAGUCGACAGGAUAUUCCUCAACAGGCACCACCGUUGAACUAAGUUCCAUUACCAGCAGGUCAAGAACGUCCGUCCAUUCGACAACGUUUUCUGAAUCUACACCGGUGGACCAAAGUACGACCGCGCAAAGAACAACAGUUCCUACACUGCCUAUGACGACAGAACAAAGCACUUUGACGUCAACCUUGGCAGGGACCACCGUGGCUAGUACAACAACGAAGCAAGCUAGCACAUUUGGAUCGUCUUUGGUCACACCUUCAACUGAAAUUGCUGCAAGCACACUUGUCAGCACAUCUACGGGUCAUUCAACUGGCCGACAGUCUACAGAACAAUCUUCAGCAAGCACAACGGUAGUCCAAAGCACGACCGCGGAAAGAACCACAGUUCCGACACUGCCGGUAACAACUGAGCAAAGCACGUUGGCCUCAACCCUUGCAGAGACCACUUCGGCUACUACAACAACGGAGAGGGCUAGCACAUUUGAAUCGUCUUCCGCCACGUCUACAACAGCCAGUGCUACAAGCACAAGCCACGACACGUCGGCAGGUCAUACUACCGUAUCGCAGACCAUGGGGCAUCCGUCCACGGCCACAACAUACGGCAUGAAAACGACCACAAGCAGCCAAGGAACUUCAGUGCCAACGACAACGCCGGAAGAAUCUACAUCGACAGAUCAAAGUAGCACUACACAAAGAACCACCUUUCGUACAGUUCCGGCAACCAGUGAGCGAAGCACUGUGACAUCGACUCCUGGUGAGACGACAGUGGCUACUACAUCUGCAGAACAGACAAGCACGAUUGGAUUGUCCUCUGCAGCUUCUUCGACAGAACGUGCUGAAAGUACACUUUUCAGCACUUCUGCGGGAUUUUCAACUGCGCAGUCGACAGGAUAUUCUUCAACAGGCACCACCGUUGAACUAAGUUCCAUUACCAGCAGGUCAAGAACGUCCGUCCAUUCGACAACGUUUUCUGAAUCUACACCGGUGGACCAAAGUACGACCGCGCAAAGAACAACAGUUCCUACACUGCCUAUGACGACAGAACAAAGCACUUUGACGUCAACCUUGGCAGGGACCACCGUGGCUAGUACAACAACGAAGCAAGCUAGCACAUUUGGAUCGUCUUCGGUCACACCUUCAACUGAAAUUGCUGCAAGCACACUUGUCAGCACAUCUACGGGUCAUUCAACUGGCCGACAGUCUACAGAACAAUCUUCAGCAAGCACAACGGUAGUCCAAAGCACGACCGCGGAAAGAACCACAGUUCCGACACUGCCAGUAACAACUGAGCAAAGCACGUUGGCCUCAACCCUUGCAGAGACCACGUCGGCAACUACAACAACGGAGAGGGCUAGCACAUUUCAAUCGUCUUCCGCCACGUCUACAACAGCCAGUGCUACAAGCACAAGCCACGACACGUCGGAAGGUCAUACUACCGUAUCGCAGACCAUGGGGCAUCCGUCCACGGCCACAACAUACGGCAUGAAAACGACCACAAGCAGCCAAGGAACUUCAGUGCCAACGACAACGCCGGAAGAAUCUACAUCGACAGAUCAAAGUAGCACUACACAAAGAACCACCUUUCGUACAGUUCCGGCAACCAGUGAGCGAAGCACUGUGACAUCGACUCCUGGUGAGACGACAGUGGCUACUACAUCUGCAGAACAGACAAGCACGAUUGGAUUGUCCUCUGCAGCUUCUUCGACAGAAAGUGCUGAAAGUACACUUGUCAGCACUUCUGAAGGGUUUUCAACUGCGCAGUCGACAGGAUAUUCCUCAACAGGCACCACCGUUGAACUAAGUUCCAUUACCAGCAGGUCAAGAACGUCCGUCCAUUCGACAACGUUUUCUGAAUCUACACCGGUGGACCAAAGUACGACCGCGCAAAGAACAACAGUUCCUACACUGCCUAUGACGACAGAACAAAGCACUUUGACGUCAACCUUGGCAGGGACCACCGUGGCUAGUACAACAACGAAGCAAGCUAGCACAUUUGGAUCGUCUUCGGUCACACCUUCAACUGAAAUUGCUGCAAGCACACUUGUCAGCACAUCUACGGGUCAUUCAACUGGCCGACAGUCUACAGAACAAUCUUCAGCAAGCACAACGGUAGUCCAAAGCACGACCGCGGAAAGAACCACAGUUCCGACACUGCCAGUAACAACUGAGCAAAGCACGUUGGCCUCAACCCUUGUAGAGACCACCGUGGCUAGUACAGCAACGGAGAGAGCUAGCACAUUUGAAUCGUCUUCCGCCACGUCUACAACACCCAGUGCUACAAGCACAAGCCACGACACGUCGGAAGGUCAUACUACCGUAUCGCAGACCACGAGGCAUCCGUCCACGGCCACAACAUACGGCGUGAAAACGACCACAAGCAGCCAAGGAACUUCAGUGCCAACGACAACGCCGGAAGAAUCUACAUCGACAGAUCAAAGUAGCACUACACAAAGAACCACCUUUCGUACACUUCCGGCAACCACUGACCGAAGCACUGUGACAUCGACUCCUGGUGAGACGACAGUGGCUACUACAUCUGCAGAACAGACAAGCACGAUUGGAUUGUCCUCUGCAGCUUCUUCGACAGAACGUGCUGAAAGUACACUUUUCAGCACUUCUGCGGGAUUUUCAACUGCGCAGUCGACAGGAUAUUCUUCAACAGGCACCACCGUUGAACUAAGUUCCAUUACCAGCAGGUCAAGAACGUCCGUCCAUUCGACAACGUUUUCUGAAUCUACACCGGUGGACCAAAGUACGACCGCGCAAAGAACAACAGUUCCUACACUGCCUAUGACGACAGAACAAAGCACUUUGACGUCAACCUUGGCAGGGACCACCGUGGCUAGUACAACAACGAAGCAAGCUAGCACAUUUGGAUCGUCUUCGGUCACACCUUCAACUGAAAUUGCUGCAAGCACACUUGUCAGCACAUCUACGGGUCAUUCAACUGGCCGACAGUCUACAGAACAAUCUUCAGCAAGCACAACGGUAGUCCAAAGCACGACCGCGGAAAGAACCACAGUUCCGACACUGCCGGUAACAACUGAGCAAAGCACGUUGGCCUCAACCCUUGCAGAGACCACUUCGGCUACUACAACAACGGAGAGGGCUAGCACAUUUGAAUCGUCUUCCGCCACGUCUACAACAGCCAGUGCUACAAGCACAAGCCACGACACGUCGGAAGGUCAUACUACCGUAUCGCAGACCACGGGGCAUCCGUCCACGGCCACAACAUACGGCAUGAAAACGACCACAAGCAGCCAAGGAACUUCAGUGCCAACGACAACGCCGGAAGAAUCUACAUCGACAGAUCAAAGUAGCACUACACAAAGAACCACCUUUCGUACACUUCCGGCAACCACUGACCGAAGCACUGUGACAUCGACUCCUGGUGAGACGACAGUGGCUACUACAUCUGCAGAACAGACAAGCACGAUUGGAUUGUCCUCUGCAGCUUCUUCGACAGAACGUGCUGAAAGUACACUUUUCAGCACUUCUGCGGGAUUUUCAACUGCGCAGUCGACAGGAUAUUCUUCAACAGGCACCACCGUUGAACUAAGUUCCAUUACCAGCAGGUCAAGAACGUCCGUCCAUUCGACAACGUUUUCUGAAUCUACACCGGUGGACCAAAGUACGACCGCGCAAAGAACAACAGUUCCUACGCUGCCCAUGACGACAGAACAAAGCACUUUGACGUCAACCUUGACAGGGACCACCGUGGCUAGUACAACAACGAAGCAAGCUAGCACAUUUGGAUCGUCUUCGGUCACACCUUCAACUGAAAUUGCUGCAAGCACACUUGUCAGCACAUCUACGGGUCAUUCAACUGGCCGACAGUCUACAGAACAAUCUUCAGCAAGCACAACG
Messenger RNA from Branchiostoma floridae (Florida lancelet), 14722 nucleotides. RefSeq names its product pneumococcal serine-rich repeat protein-like. NCBI's taxonomy places the organism in Eukaryota, Metazoa, Chordata, Leptocardii, Amphioxiformes, Branchiostomatidae. The transcript is spliced from 3 exons. The annotation marks the transcript as partial. The record is from RefSeq and is a predicted model, not a curated record.